GCUGCUGCUGGUGGAGCAGUCGGAUGCGUCCCGGCUUGGCAUUUCCCCGCAACUUUCACAUGCGAACACGCUCCACCCUGUCUUCUUGUCCACUGUUCCCCCAAGACGCGCAUCAUUACCUCCAACAACAUGUUGCUACGCUUGGGCUCGCUGAGCUUUGAGCUCAGCAUGUGGAGCCCCAUCUAUGCCGUCGCGCCCUUUGUCCUGCUCUCCAUCUCCAUCCCGCUCGCCUUCUUCGCCCUCGUUACCACGUCCAUCGCUAUCACGCUUCUGUCGUUGCGCGCAUUGGCCAUCUACUCUCGCCUGGCCAUUGCCAUUGUAGGCGUGUGGCUCUCUCCGUCACCUCCAUCGAAAUACAGCCCUCCCCGUCAUUCUCGCCCCGUACCCGCGUCAGCCCGACAUUCACCAAAGAGCGUACACCAGCGCUCCCGCCGUACCAGUAUCACCGGCACAGCAUCUACCCAGGGCACUGCUGCCUGCUCUGCUCAGUCUCCAAACUUUCUUCAGCGAAAGAACAAUUCCCUUACCGCUCUGAUCGGUACCAGCGAGUUGACGCGAGAUUUUGAAGGCGUAGGUGGCUGGAGAGUCGCAGGUGAUGACGACGAAGAGGCAUUGUGGAUGGGCAUCAACUCAAGACUUGAACUACCUGCCGAGACACCAACCAGAAGGCGCAGGUUAAGCCAUACGGGCACUGCCAGCCCAGGUCAGCGACUGAGCGUCGGAUCAGAGAUCUUGCGGAUGAGCCCGGUGCAGAGUAGAUCGAGGACACCUGUACGGUUCAUGCAUGACGAUGAGUAUGGCUACUUCCCCCAACAGCCCUUACCAAACAACACACGCUUCAGCCACAGUCCAGACAUCGCCCACGAACGCAAGAGACGAAAAAGCACUAGCGCGAGUAGCACGUCCAGCAAUACAUCAACUGGCCUGACAAUAGCAACAAAGCAUGCAGGAGAGAAAUUCUGACUUGAGCAACACAUGCACGUCGUGUUCUCUCUGUCAUUCAAGGCACCGAUUUUUGUUUGCUUUUCAUAACGUGUUGACAAGGCAGGCUUCGAACAGGAAUUGGAUUUUAGACAUGAGCGGCAUCGAGAAUACCUUCCCUUGGUCAAUGGAAAGAAUGACCAUGUACAAGCUAAUGUCUUCCUCUCUCUGCGUAUUGCAAUGGGACAUCAGCU
Messenger RNA from Bipolaris sorokiniana ND90Pr, 1175 nucleotides. RefSeq lists its product as uncharacterized. The record is from RefSeq and is a predicted model, not a curated record. NCBI's taxonomy places the organism in Eukaryota, Fungi, Ascomycota, Dothideomycetes, Pleosporales, Pleosporaceae. Bases 130 to 963 code for a protein of 277 amino acids. The transcript has a single exon.